Molecule: messenger RNA, 1476 nt
Organism: Magnolia sinica
Lineage: Eukaryota; Viridiplantae; Streptophyta; Magnoliopsida; Magnoliales; Magnoliaceae
Product: probable UDP-3-O-acyl-N-acetylglucosamine deacetylase 1, mitochondrial
Exons: 7
Coding region: 58-996 (312 amino acids)
Biological process (GO): lipid A biosynthetic process
Source: RefSeq, a predicted model, not a curated record
GUUGAACCGCUCCGAUUUAAGCUCCCGUUUGCAACAGACCGGUUGGCGACGGCAGCGAUGCAUUCCCCGCGCUUCUUCAGCUCCGUUCGAAAUCUCUCAAACAUCUCAUGGAAACCGACGGGGAAGCUUCAGCAGACCCUCGCCUCGGAGAUCUCCCGAUCGGGGACCGCACUCCACUCCGCUGCUUCUUCUACCGCGAAUCUCUUCCCAGCGAUGGCCGGGGAAGGGAGGUUCUUCGUAUGCGGAGGCGAUCGACGGUCGAGAAUCCCUGCGUCGAUCGAUUGUGUCAUGGAAGCAACUCUCUGUACGACGCUAGGUAGAGGCGACGGAGGAGAGAAGAUCCGGACUGUCGAACACCUGCUUUCGGCCCUGGAGGCUGCAGGCGUGGACAAUUGUGGAAUCGAGAUAGUUGGAGGAGACGAGGUUCCUUUGUUGGAUGGGUCAGCAAGAGAAUGGGUGGAGGCGAUAGAAAAUGCUGGUUUGUGUGUUGCGAAGGAUUAUAAUGGCAAUACCAUGGAUAAAUUGGCACCUUUUCUUGAUGAACCAAUGCAUGUGUGGAGGAAUGAUUCUUUUGUAGCUGCCUUCCCUUCUCCCAAGGUCCAGAUCACUUAUGGAAUAGACUUUCCACAGGUGCCUGCUAUUGGCCGCCAGUGGUUCUCUUGCUUUCCAAUGGACGAAUCUGCAUACACAAAGGAAAUUGCUUCUGCAAGAACAUUUGGCAUUUAUGAGGAGGUUGAGAAAUUGCGGAAGGCUGGACUCAUCCAAGGGGGUUCUAUGGAAAACGCCACCGUUUGCAGUGCCAAAUCAGGUUGGUUGAAUCCACCGCUUCGUUUCCAGGACGAACCUUGCCGCCACAAGGUUUUAGAUCUUAUUGGAGACCUUUCUAUUUUUGCACGGAACGGUUCUCAAGGGCUUCCAGUUGCACACAUAAUUGCUUAUAAGGCGGGCCAUUCGCUGCAUGCUGAAUUCGUGAGGCGUCUGUCAGGUUCUCAUUAAAGCGGUGAUGAUUCUGGGGGCUGCUCUAUGAUCAUGCCAAGAAGAACUGCUUUGAUCCUGUCUGAUCUCGGGUUUGAGCCCAUAGCUCCAUGGUAGACGGGGUGUUUUUCAACAUUGAGGUCUUGGGUUUGAGCCCAGCUUACCUAUUGAAAAAAGAAAAAGAAAAAAGAAGGUCAAGACUCUAUCACCCAUUUGGCCCUCUUGCAAAGAACAGGUAUGUUGUUGAGAAUAUACAGAUUUUGGUACGCUGCAGAUAGAGCUGACCUAUAUUUGCACCAUCUUCUUCCAGUGCUAUAUAUUGGUUCUGUCUGUAUCUGAAAUUGGGAAUUGAAGUGGACAAUGAAUCAUUGACAGGCCCAGUACUGAUGAUGGUGUUAGGAUGGCCGGUCUGGCUUCUGGACUGGGCCAUUCAUCAUUGGGCCUGAUCUGUAGGCAAUUUCAGGCUAGAAUAAUAAACAGGAUGCACCCUUUUGUAUUUUA